Molecule: messenger RNA, 1106 nt
Organism: Rosa chinensis
Lineage: Eukaryota; Viridiplantae; Streptophyta; Magnoliopsida; Rosales; Rosaceae
Product: F-box protein SNE
Exons: 1
Coding region: 308-751 (147 amino acids)
Biological process (GO): gibberellic acid mediated signaling pathway; regulation of gibberellic acid mediated signaling pathway
Cellular component (GO): SCF ubiquitin ligase complex
Molecular function (GO): protein binding
Source: RefSeq, a predicted model, not a curated record
UAACAGAGCAGUAUUCGAAAUUCUAAUCAUUCUCGACAUCUAUUAUUUGGUGAAAAAAUCUAACGAGUCUAGCACUACUGUAACCAGAUAUCCAAAGGAACUUUGUUUCUCUCUCAUGUUGUGCAAGUCAAAACCCCUAAACGGCUAAACCCCACUUUAUGACUGCAUGCACAACCCUAUAUAAAUAUACACACGCUCCAUUACACUCACUCUUCAGUCCUCACCAUUUUCAACUCUUUCACUCCUCUCUCUCAGACCUAAACACACAAACACCAACACUGCAAAGUCUCGAGCAUCCCAUCUAGCCAUGCAGCAAAACUCACCGGAAGAGAACGAGAGACUCCACCAGUUCUGCAUCAACGACCACAUUGACAUCGUCGUAGAGGUCCUCAAACGCCUCGAUGGGCCCUCCCUCGGCGUCGCCGCUUGCGUCUGCCGGCUCUGGUGCUCCGUGGCCCGCAACGACUCGCUCUGGGAACACCUCUGCUUCCGCCACGUGUCGUCCCCGCCGCCCUCCUCCGUUCGGCCCAUCGUGCUGGCCCUGGGAGGCUACAAGCGUCUCUACAUGGUGUGCGUGCGGCCAGUGCUGAGUCGACUCAGCGACUCGACCCUGGUCAGAAGGGUGUGGACUAGGGACGAGGUGCAGCUCUCGCUCUCGUUGUUCUGUGUUGACUACUACGAGAGGAGACUCGGCGGCGGCGAUGCGUCGGCUUCGUCGCUCAUGUUCCUCUGCAACCCGGUGAACGUCUGAUUGGUUUGACUUAUGAGAGGCGUUAACUGUAGUUUAAUGGUAAUAGUAUUACUUAGUAUACAUAUCAAUUUAUUUAUUUAAGAAAAAAUAAUUAGUUUUUUAUUUAUUUAAUUUUUAUAGAUUUAUGGGUAUCCCUUAAAUAAUUGUCAUUUUAGGUGGGGGAGAAAAGGAGAUAUGGUGGUGCUUUUCAUGUCUAGCAUUAUUAAAUUUAUUGUAAUUUUCUUUUGAGGAAAUUGAAGAAAAAUAUGUUUAUUUGUUCAUUUUUAAUUACCUUGUGGAACUUAGAAUCUUUAGUAAAGCAGGCAUGAACAGUGAAGAUUAGGUGGGUAGUGACAAAAGUUUAGUGGAUUCUCUU